This is a messenger RNA of Monodelphis domestica (gray short-tailed opossum), 4547 nucleotides long. RefSeq names its product coiled-coil domain containing 13 (gene CCDC13). Gene Ontology annotation, biological process: cytoplasmic microtubule organization; non-motile cilium assembly. NCBI's taxonomy places the organism in Eukaryota, Metazoa, Chordata, Mammalia, Didelphimorphia, Didelphidae. The record is from RefSeq and is a predicted model, not a curated record. Gene Ontology annotation, cellular component: centriolar satellite.
ACACCGCCCACACGGGCGCAGUUGCCGUGGUGACGGUUGCUCGGGGCAGCGCGUCCCCGGCAUUCCUGGGUGAGUGACUGCAGAGGCGCCUUCGUGCUCAGGGUCCGAGGUAGAGCGAAACCGGUCCAGCCUCAGCCCCAGCUCCGGUCCCGGCCCCAGGCCUGGGCUCCUCUGCUUGGCACAGAAUGGAAUCUGAGGAAGGGAUGCAUGAGACUUUACGGCUUCAGUUUAAGGCCCUACAGGAACAGCAGUACAAGAGGUUUCAAAAACAGAUGGAGAAAAAAAAGGCAAAAGUUGUGGCCUGUAAAGGAGACAAAAAUGAGCCAAAGGAGUCAUUUGGAAUCCAGAAUGAGCUAAACUUACUUCGAGAGGGUAGGGAGUCGGCCAAAGAUACCUUCAACCAAAGAUUGUUUGAAGAAGAAAUUGAACAACUCCAGGAACAGCUCAGAGAAACUGUAGAUGAAAAUGGAAGAUUGUAUAAACUGCUGAAGGAAAAGGACUUUGAAAUAAAGCAGCUCAAAAAGAAAAUAGAAGAAGACCGAUGGGCUUUCACAGGGACAUCAGGUAUGGCAGGAGAUGUCAUUGCAACCAAAAUUGUGGAGCUGUCUAAGAAGAAUCGGGACUUGAGUGCCGAGACAGAGAGUGAAAAAACCAAAGUGAAACAACUGCAUAACCGUGUCCGAGAUCUGGAAAGAGAACUACAGACAGCUAUGACAAAAAUCCAGGUACAAGGAGGCCGAGAUUCAGCCACCAAGCAGCUUAAUCCCAGGACAAUGGAAGGAAGCUUGGUUGAAAAUCCAGAGCUGAAAACUUUGCAAGACAAACUGGCUUCAGCAAACUUAAAGAUGGUAGAAUAUCGCAACCAGAUCCAGAGUAUCAAACAGGAGCUCAAAGUUGCACAAAAGGUUUUAGCAAACGAAGUUGGGGAGGAAGUCAACGUUCAGCAACUGUUAUCUUCCCCUGGGACUUGGCGCGGUCGGGCCCAGCAGAUUCUUGUUUUGCAGAGCAAGCUUCGAGAGCUUGAGAAUCAAUUGGGUCUGAUCCGGAAUCGUUCCCUUAAUAAUGAAGAGGAGAUGCCAAACCACUCAGAAACAAAGAAAAUUUCAGCUCAAGAGAAAAACCUUUUGAAGAUUCGUGUCUUGGAGAAAGAAAAGAAAGAUUCAAUUGAGAGACUCACAAAUGAGCGAGAUAUUCUCCAAAAAGAAAAUGAAGAACUAAAAAGAAAAUGUGAUGGUGUAAAAUCUCGGAACAAAGUGUUAUCCAAUGAAAUCAAAACACUUAAGAGCCAAACUACAACCCUGUUUGAGAAAGGCAAACAUGAUGAUGAGCUCAUAGAUGCUUUAAUGAGCCAGCUAAAGCAGCUGCAAGACAUCCUCAGUAAACUCAGCCACCAGGAUGAAAAGGCCAAAGAGGUUCAGCAGAACUUGGGCCAACAGCUGACCAUCGAGGCCCAGAAAAACAGCUGUCUCAUAGCCCAGCUCCGGAACAUGGUGGCUGAACGAGAGGCCAAGGUUCAGGAACUGGAAGAAGAAAUUGGUCACCUCACUCUUCAGCAUGUUCACAAGGAUCGAAGUGAGGACUCCAGUUUAAUGAAUGGCACCUUUCUGUCUCCCAAGUUUAUGGACGAGCCGAACUUUAACCCACUCAAACAGCCUCCAUCAGCCGGAGAUCACGUUGGGAGGGUCGGAGCUGCUCGCACCGUGAGCAGCCUCGGGCACACUCUGGUGGAAUCAUCAGUCACUCAACCCUCUCUCACCAGCCCUAUUGUGUCACCUCGAAGGUUUUCAGAGAUGGAUUUUACAGACCUGAAAAGGAGUCAGAUGCAGAUAAUUGAAUUCAAGACCCUUUUACAGUCUGCUGAGGUAGAAAGGGACCGGCUCACGGAGUUUGUUUCUGUCUUACAGAAAAGGGUUGAUGAAGGGAACAACAGACUUCUGGAGACUGACAAGAAACUGCAGGAGGAGCGGCAUAGAUGUGUAGUUUUGGAGCAACAGCUGGAAAAAACCAAAAUGGACACAGGCAAAACCACGACUUCCCAGAAGUCAGCAACAAGGACCAAAGGAGGACUGCCUGCUAACUCAAGACAUAACCUAAAUGUGAAUGAGAGGAGGGACCUAUCCUUGGGUCAGCUCUCAGAAGUGCCACUGGAGUCGCAGGUAGAAGAGCUGACUGCCAGACUUGUAAUCCAGGCUGAAGAGAACGAAGCCUUAAAAGUUGCCAUGAACGACAUCCUGAAGGUGAAGGAGGAAGACUUCAAGGUGUACCAUGAGACUAUGAGCCAAGUGAAGCAUAUCUUCCUACAGGCCCUAAGGCAACAACAUGUGGAAAAAAACCAUUAACCACACCUCCAGGAAGGACCCUCGGGAAGAAACUGGGGAGGCAGAGCAGGACAGAUCAAAGCAGGACAGGGCCGCCUUCUAUCCUCAGUCAGCCAGGACACAGCCAGUGUCCUCCUGCUCUAGAAUCGGAUAGCCUCAAGUUUUGUUUGUCUGACUACAUCACUUGGAGAAUUGCAAAUGGAGGAGAAACAGGAUCCAGGAUGGGGAUUUGGCCCUGUUCCCAUCCCCUUAUGGUGCCAUUAAAAAUGAGUAAUCCCAGGUGAAGUCAGUUAAGGGCUAUUCCCUCCAGGUGAGACUAUGAUCAUACAAGUGGUUCUGGCAUCAUAUCAUAGUAUAGAAAGAGCUCACAAAGCACUUCAUAAAACUCUAGGAUGCAGAGAAUUCAAGGCCAUCCUACCCAAGAGGCUACAACAGCAGCUCAUAUGGGAUGUUGAGAUCAUAGGAUUCUAAAGUACAAAGUGAACUUGGGAAUGCUAGAGGAUGUGAUAGAAGAGGAGACAGCCCCAGAGAGGGCAAGGGACUUGGCCAAAGUCAUACAACUAGUAAGUGGUUGAGUGAAAAUUUGAAUCCAGGUCUCCUGAUUUCAAGGUCAGCCUACCAUGCUGCCCUGUUCACAAAGUGCCUUUUUUAUCCAUCAUCUUAUUUGAGGCCCAUUUUAGCCCUGGGUAGGAGGGAUGAUCCUCUUUGCCCAAGGAUACAUAAGUGUUUGAAGGUAGUAGGAUUCAUUUCAUUUCAAAUAAAAAUUUUAAAACAUUCAUUUAGUAUUUAUUGUGUGCAGGCCAUGUGCUCAAGACAAAGGGUUCAGAGAUAAGAAAUAGUACAGUCCCUGCCUUCAUGGGGCUUACAGCCUACCAGGUGGCAUAUGUCAUGCCCACAAAUCAAUGCAAUAGGAGGAAAAGUGUGAGAUAAGGGGCAAAGGAAGAAUCCAUACAGUGUAUACCAGGACAAUCUUGAGAUGGCAGAGAUCGAGCACUUUGACCUGACAGGGAAGGAGUCAAAACUGAAUUGGGCCUUGAAAAAAGAGGGAUUUCGAUAAAGAUGAGAGAAUGCAUUCCAGGAAUGGAAACAAUGACGGUAGGAGAAGGCAAAAUGGCAUCAGGAAACAGCUUAGUAGUCCAGUAGUCCAAUUUGGCUAGAGCAUCGAGUGUAUGGAGGGCUGUAACAAAGUAAUGCUGGAUAGGUAAGUUGGAACCAGAUCAUGAAGACCUUGAAGGCAGGGCAAAGGAGUUCAUAGUAUGUCCUAUAGAUGAGUCUGAAGGCCUUUGGACAGGAUAAUGAUGUGGGCAGAACAGCAAGAACUAGAUUAUGUUGGCAGAUCUAUGAGAUAUUGGUUGGAUAGGGCUUCUAACUCAGUUUACAACGCUCUUUCCACUAUCCCAGGCUCCCUCUUACAACACAUUUAUUGCUUUGAUCAAAGCUCCAAACAACAAACCCAUGAGGCCAACAUUCAGGCCAAAUCCUCCCUUCUGAAUCAAUUUAAUUUCUCACUGCCUAUAGACAAGGCCUUGACCCAGCAGGUAAGUCCUUGGAAAUACAGGACAAGGGCACUAGAGCAGAGGAAUCACCUAUUCAGGUAGAGCACAAAAUCUGCAAGUUUAUUUAGUCUCUAAAAGAAUGACAUUUGUAAUUUGUAUUAUAAUCCUCAAACGACCUUUACCAUAACAGAGGAAUUAAUCUUCCUAAUAGACUGUUCUGACCAUCACUCUGAUGCUCAAAAUCUUUGGGUGGCUCUCCACUGUCCUCAGGAAAUGAAGCUUCUCAGUGUGUCUGUCCUUCAAGGCCCUUCUGAUGUGACUCCCAUUUAUCUAUCCAGACUUAGUCCAUAGCAAAUCCCUUCACAUACUACAUUCCAUUCAGACUGGAUUGCUACUUGUUCCUUGAUCCCAUCCUGCUCUCUCUUGCCUCCUUAUAGUCGCUCAGGCUAUUCCUCCCUCCUUUCUACCUGUUGAAAAUUUUCUCUUAAAGCACAACUCAAAUGUCACAUCCACGAGGCCUCCCCCAACCUUAUUUGGAUCUCCACCCCCAGCAACCACCAUCACCACCAAAGCUGGAAACAUCUUCAGAUUCUGCCCCCUUUGUUCUUCCCCUCCCCACCGAAAAUCUGCCCCAUUGUCUCCUCGGCUCUUAUUUCCUAUUUUGGAUCCUUUGGGGGGGGGGCAUAUUUGUUGUAUUCUCCCCUCUCCUCAGUAAAAUGUAAGCUUCUCGAGA